Molecule: messenger RNA, 1502 nt
Organism: Acipenser ruthenus (sterlet)
Lineage: Eukaryota; Metazoa; Chordata; Actinopteri; Acipenseriformes; Acipenseridae
Product: high affinity immunoglobulin gamma Fc receptor I-like
Exons: 8
Coding region: 39-1502 (487 amino acids)
Biological process (GO): cell surface receptor signaling pathway
Molecular function (GO): transmembrane signaling receptor activity
Source: RefSeq, a predicted model, not a curated record
GAUCAGUUCUGUUGCAGUUUCGUUUAGUUCCAGGCAGAAUGCGGGCUGGGAAACUCUACAUUGUGAUGUUGCUGACCACAGUGGCGUGCUUUGGACAGAAAACAGAGCUGCCCCAGACUACACUCACCCUGGAACCUCCAUUCCCAGAGAUAUUCACCGGGGAGACAGUUACUCUGAGGUGUGGGGUUGAGGGGGGUUCUGCUGGCUGGAAAUAUCUCUGGUACAAAGACAGUGAGGACACUCCAGUGCUCCAGACUGCUGUCCGCAGUAUAACUGGUGACAGCUGCACCAUCACUGCAGCUGCUGUAUCUGACCAGGGCCAGUACUGCUGUCGAGGACAAAGAGGAGAUCAGCCACUCUACUCACAGCUCAGUGAUAAAGUAAUAUUAGCUGUGUCUGAGGUUUGUCCCAAGGCUGUCCUGACCCUGCAGCCUGCCGGGGCACAGAUAUUCACAGAAGAAACAGUCACCCUGAGGUGUGAGGUGGAGGGGGGCUCUGCUGGCUGGAGGUUUAAACAGUACAGAGAUGGACGUGAAGAGGCAUUGUGCACUGAUCAAUACAGUGGGAGAAAUGGUGAUCGCUGCAAAAUCACUUAUGCUAAAGAGUCCCACGGUGGAGUGUACUGGUGUGAGUCUGGACAGGAGCGCAGUAAUGCUGUCACCCUAACUGUAUCCAAUGAAUGGGUGAUCCUGCAGACUCCCCCCCAGCCUGUGAUUGAGGGAGACUCUCUGACUCUGAGGUGUCGUGUCCGCACAGGUUAUACAACUACCAGGGUUACAUUUUAUAAGGAUAAUAAAGAGUUACAGUCCCAGGCUGGCACAGAGCUGAGUGUGAAUCGUGUUUCAAAGAGUGACGAGGGGUCCUACAAGUGCAGAGCGUGGAGCUCCGAUUACUCUGCAGAGGUGCGGGUGUCAGUGAGAGAGCUGCCCCAGACUACACUCACCCUGGAGCCUCCAUUCCCAGACAUAUUCACUGGGGAGACAGUCACUCUGAGGUGUGGGGUUGAGGGGGGUUCUGCUGGCUGGAAAUAUCUCUGGUACAAAGACAGUGAGGACACUCCAGUGCCCCAGACUGCUGGUCGCAGUAUAACUGGUGACAGCUACACAGUCACUGCAGCUGCUGUAUCUGACCAGGGCCAGUACUGCUGUCGAGGACAAAGAGGAGAUCAGCCACUCUACUCACAUCUCAGUGAUAAAGUAAUAUUAACUGUGUCUGAUGGACAAGUGAUCCUGCAGACUCCCUCCCAGCCUGUGUUUGAGGGAGACUCUCUGACUCUGAGGUGUCGUUUCCGGAGUUAUACAGCUACCACGGUUGCAUUUUAUAAAGAUAAUAAAGAGUUACAGUUCCAGGCUGGCACAGAGCUGAGUGUGAAUCGUGUUUCAAAGAGUGACGAGGGGUCCUACAAGUGCAGAGCGUGGAGCUCCUCCCAUUACUCUGCAGAGGUGCGGGUGUCAGUGAGAGAUCUUAAGGGACAGGACUGUCUGCAGACCAGUUCCAUCUAG